GGACUUCAAAAUUCAUAAAGGAGGCGCUCGAGGAAAGUGAGGAGCAAAAAAACAAAUAAUGGAUCGCAAGACACGCCGGGCGAACUUUAAAAACUUACAGCUUCGAUCGGCACGAAGCACCAAAGCAUCUAUUGAUACACCCCACUUUAUUGACAUACCCGAGGAUUCCCCGUCAUCCCCAUCUGUCAUUCCUCCAGAGUCGGAUACUCCUGAACGCAAAAUCAAACCAAUACGAAACAGCAAUGUGUUUGAAAAACCUGGUCCCAAGCCUAAAAAGGCACCGAAACUCAAGGGAAGUAGUGCAUCAUCAACGACUGGCUCACGCCGAGGACGCGGGAAGAACAACCAGCCUAGUAUCAGCAACUUCUUGAAGAACGAACAGAUCUUUGCCGAGGUGACCGCCCAACACUGUAUGGCGGAUAACUUUAGCCCAGAUGACAUUGAAAUGGCGCUGGCGCUAUCAAAGUCGGAGGCUGAGGCUAAGAAGCGGGGAUGCCUGCGAUUGAACGAUGAGAAGGAUGCGGUAGUGGACCUGAUUGAUGAUAAAGUGGUGUCAACGGAGAAUAUACGCUUAAAACUGCAAAAAUAUGGCUUUCGGACAGCCGCCAAAGAAGAUUACAACUCCUUAGCGGUCCUUCCUGUGUUGGCUGGAAAAGGAGGUAGACGUGGUAAAUGGGCCAAUAAGUUCACUGCCCUAACCCUACGGAAUCCUAUAGUACAACAGAAGAAGCUGGAAGAAAAAGUAUCUGCAUUGCUAGCCCAACAAGUGCGCACCAAGACUCUAAAAGAUGAAGAUAGUUUGGUACCGACUUAUACAGUGAUUAGUGCAUCGCUGCAACAAAUCAAGGCGGAAAGUGGAUUUAAAAUCCUUCGAGAACCGGACGAAGGAGAGAUAGAAAACUUAAAUUUAUACUACGUAAAAGACUUAAUUCAAGUUAGCCAAGCACCUGCUCAUCACCUUCUCAAAAAUUGGGCUGCAAUACAGGGACGAGAUUUAUCUCCAGAAAGGGAAACACCUAAAUCGCGCCAAUUAAAGCAACAGUUGGAACGGGUCUACGUGGAGCUGGAAAAUCAUUUUGGGGAUCAACAGAAGUUGGAAGAACAAGUAGAUGAGUUGGAAAAUCUAGUUGCAGAAAAUAUGAUUGAAGAUGACUCCAAAAUUGGUGAUAAUGUGAAAGAAGCGACAUCAUCAACUAGCAGCAGUCCAUGCAAGGAACCGCCAGAUAAACGACCGAAAACGGACAUGGAUGAUAAAGAAAACCAGAAACUGCAACCAACAACUAGUAACCUUAGCGUUCCAAUUCAGAUAACACGUUGCAUCUCGCCAGAUCUCUUUGCUGAUUCUGAUGAUGAGCAAGAUAUGUCAACAAGUGCCAUUUCUAACGAGCCCACAAAUGUUAAGGAGCUUUCUUUAAAGGUCUACAAGAAUGUAAGCAUAUAUUCCUCUUCGGAAUCCCCAACUCAAAUAACAACCUUUGAAGUUUUCUCCAGUGAUGAAGUAAAGACUGUUACCAACGCUACACAAGGGAAGAUAUCUUUUGAGGAUAAGCCAAUAGAUGACUUCAUUGACCUUACCCAAGAUUUUGAAAAUUCAAUAUUUAGUGAGCAAAGCCCCAAAAUUACAAGUCCAGUAAAACCAUCUGCAUCCGAUUCUAAUGUCGACAUCUUAUUUGGCGAUGUGGACAUAAACUUCAGUUCCGAAAAAUCAUCAUUUCACCUCGAUAUAAUAACCACUCCAAACGACACUAAACGGAGUUCGAGCUUUAAUGACAUAAACUUUUCCGAAAACUCAAUCCGAAGAAGUAACAGUGUCUCAACGGAUUACAGCUUUAAAAGUCCGUUGAAUUUCAAAAUGAACUUGUCAGCUGAUAAACUCUUACUGCCUGUGGCUUCUCCCUAUGCCCACUCGGAGGCAAGUAUAGAUCUAACCCAAAAUAGCAACGAUGAAAGCGAUGUGAUUUUGCUUUCCGAUGAGGAAAUUAAUUAUUCGAUAUGGAAGUCCAAUAAGACGGCAAAGGCUUUGGAUAUAGAGAACGAAAGCUCAGAUAGCAGUUUCUCUUCUCCGGUAACCAAAAAGAGAGCUGUUCCACAGUUCCGAACUGAAAGUGAUUUGGAUGAUUUUUUGAAGGCAUUUUCUAACGAUGGCAACAGAUCAAAAAGUUCAAAUUCGCCCAACAAAUGUUCUCUUAGCAAGGAUCGAGCUGAAUUUGGAAUACUGGAUGCUGAACCGUCUCAGCCGCUUAGCUCAUUCGAGCUGCAAAGUCCCAUUGAGAAUAGUGAUAUCAACUGGGCAGAAGCAUCCUUUUUGGAUCCUCCGAUAAAGCCCUUGGCUCGCAGGAGCAGUCACAAAUUUAAUGACCUGCUAGCGAAAAUAAGCAAACCUGAAAGUAAUUCUGAUCUCGACUAUGAUGAAUUCGAUCAGAUGGUCUUUCAAAACACAAAAAGUGCGUCUGUUUCUGCGGAAACAAAUGACUUACCCAGUGGUCUGGAUCUUCUGUUAAGAGGGGAGAUUAAAACUACAGCUUUACCAGAGCCGUGUGCUCCUAAGGAUCAACCUCAGAUUGUGCCUGACCAGGUAGAGAUAGAUGGAAAAGUGUACUCCGUAGGUGUUUGUCAUACGCCAAAACCAGAUUUCGCUACUCUUUCGGAAUCGGAGAUUCUAAAGCAGCUUUACGAGUAUGGCAUUAAACCACUAAAACGCAAGCAGGCCGUCAAAUUGCUAGAGUUUAUCUAUAACCAAACACAUCCUAUUAUGCAGGCCGCUCAUAUUCGAGACUUACCACCUAGAUCGGAACUUAUUGCCCGAUCUAAGUCAACUCCCGUGAUGAUGGAGAAGCCCCUGUCAAAACUUUUAAAAUUCACCACUGAAGAUUCCUUGACUCCAACUGAGUCGAAAACGGAAUUCAAAUUUAACGAUGCUUCAGGAGAGGAGCUGCUUCGUUUUUCCCAAACGAUUCCACCAAUGCUUUGCAACGACUUUGAGACCUUUGUCAUGCAAACGAACGUAUCUAAGAAGACUCCACAGCCACUUGUUCCACUUCACAUUGCCUGGCACAAUCUUCUGUGUGCCAAUCCUCAGCUGCACGAGAGCGUCCUUAUGUUUGAGCCCAUCGAUUUACAGGAAGUGUACUUAUAUUUAAAGCACUUGGGUCACCGGUACGAUCCCAAGGAUUUAAAGAGCUUUUUUGACCAACGCUGCAUUAUCUUUCGUUAUGAAUUGGCCGCUCCCGGUAAGCAAUCGGAACGUCACGUGCGGAAGCAGCCAAAAAAGACGUCUAAGAGGAAUUAGACUCCAAAUUUAUCUUUUCUGCAUCAAACCAGUUGUAUUCCUUUCUAGUUAUACGCUAUUCCAAAUUCUUUGUAAUUAUUUUCGAAUAUAUUUUCACAUAGGACAUUGUUAUUUAGCAUUUAGUGAUUUAAAUUUAUAAACUAGAAAUUUAUUCGUCUAUGUGGAUAUCGUUUAUAAAACCACAUCGUUUGAAUCCCUUUUCCAAAUAGCUUUACAAUAAAUAAUGAAUUUCUAUAUUU
Messenger RNA from Drosophila eugracilis, 3528 nucleotides. RefSeq names its product structure-specific endonuclease subunit SLX4 (gene mus312). Gene Ontology annotation, cellular component: Slx1-Slx4 complex; nucleus. The transcript is spliced from 5 exons. The record is from RefSeq and is a predicted model, not a curated record. Gene Ontology annotation, molecular function: enzyme binding. Gene Ontology annotation, biological process: meiotic DNA double-strand break processing; DNA replication; resolution of meiotic recombination intermediates. NCBI's taxonomy places the organism in Eukaryota, Metazoa, Arthropoda, Insecta, Diptera, Drosophilidae. The coding region runs from base 59 to 3289 and encodes 1076 amino acids.